AUGCAGAAUAAGGCGCUAGAAAGCCGUGGCUGGAGAUGCAUCGAGCUAGAAGACGGCUCCCGUCAUCUCCACUUUUCGAGCCCUUCAGUCGGCCUUGGCGAUGUUGGAGAAUUAAUCGAGUACGACCGCGGUGGAGAAAUUCAUCGAGGAACUCUGGUUGCCACUUCGGAGAUGGGAGUCACUUCGAUCGAUCUUUUCAAUGACAUUUUGGUGUGCGAAGAAGACUUGGGAGUGUUGCUCAAGAAUCAGGGGAUUUCACCGUUGCCCAGUAAAGCAGGGUUAUUGAUUCAGGCAUAUCUAGUCUUCGCCCGAGAAGCUCAAGUCGACGUCUUUGAUCCCAUCAACAUCUACCCCAAAUCCGACCAGCCGCUUGAAGAAACCAUCAUCAUCGACAACACGGAAUCGAUCUGCUUCGAAGACCACAAAGUCGAAACCGCAAGUCCAGUAAGAAGACCUCCGAGAAGAGCGCAAAUCCAAGCGCAAGAAAUAACGAUUGACCAGGAUACGUUUGACUCGCUCGAUGAUGAUCAGAAUUACGAGCCAAUUGAAGAUAUGGAUGAUGAUCAAGAACAAGAAUACAGGCCGCCGAAGAAAUCUGUCAAGACCGAAAAAGACUCGCGAAAGAAAGCCGAGAAAACAAAAAAGCCAAAACCGACCGGAAACGAUAGUCUCACCUUCGCAGAAAAAAUGGUCGCCAUCCGCCAAGCCUGCAUUCACUGCGGCGGGAAUCCCGAAACUCUUUCUUCCUGGGAUCAGCGAUCGUACGAAACGACCAUGUCGAAACAUCUCUUCGAAGAACACCAGAUAAAGGAUGAAAUUUACCAGGAAGACGAGUAUCAUGAAAAAUUGAACGAAAACUACCCCGAAAAUCCGGAAAAACGAGAAGUGGAUGGGGUCAAGAUGAACAAAUGCCCAAAAUGCCCGGCUAUGCUGAAGCGAGACAUCGACUACAGGAAGCAUCUUCAAUGGCACGAUCUCCUCGAUCGGUCGGGAAAACUGCAGCAAGGAGAACUCUACCCUUGCAUCCACUGCCCUGCGUUUUUCGAAUCAGUUGGCUCGCAUAGAACUCACGAGGAUCAAGUUCAUCCAUUUAUAAAAUUCAAGUGCAGAGCUUGUGACAAGUCUUUUUCGACAAGACAAAAUAGGGGCCAGCAUUGGAGUUUGAUGCAUCGAAUCGACGCCUGCGAAACCUGCGAAUUCUGCGGAAAGGUCUUCAACAACAAUCGCCAGCUAAGAGAGCAUAUCCGAAGCCAUGACGAGUCGAAAUCCUGCACUUGCGAACUUUGCGGCAAGGCUUUCAAGAAUCCGUACGCGCUGAAAAAGCACAUGCGGUGGCAUCAAGACGCAACGAUCAAAUGCGAAAUUUGCGACGAUAAGUUCGUGUACUCCGACGCGCUGGAAACGCAUUUGGUUCGCGUUCACAACAAGCCGAGAAAAUUCACCUGCGAGUUCUGCGGCACUCAGUUUAUUCAUCAAAAGCAUUGGAGAAGACACUUGAACAAGCACAACGCCAGUCCGGAUAAAGUGUAUCCAACGCAGACGAUCAGGAGGGGUUACACGAAGAGCUCGAAUAAAUACUGGGAGGACAAAAAGCUUUAUCCAGGCCUGAAUUUGUUGAAACGAAAUCAGAACAAGAAAAUCAGCCCGAAGACCAACCAAGAAAUCGUUGUUGCCACUUCUCAGUCGCUCCAGCAAGUCGUCAGUCAAGAGCAAAUUGUGCACUUCAAAAAUGGGCAGCCCAUUGCUACGACUUGGCGAACCAUUCCUGUUCAAGGUGGAGGAAGUCCUGUUCAAGUCAAUCAAGUUUUUCCUGUCGACGGGCAAAUUGGGCCAUUUUCUGUUCAGCAAAAUAAUCAGUGA
Molecule: messenger RNA, 1860 nt
Organism: Oikopleura dioica
Lineage: Eukaryota; Metazoa; Chordata; Appendicularia; Copelata; Oikopleuridae
Source: the annotation of a GenBank genome assembly